Neurospora tetrasperma FGSC 2508 is the source of this 827-nucleotide messenger RNA. RefSeq lists its product as uncharacterized. The record is from RefSeq and is a predicted model, not a curated record. Bases 1 to 567 code for a protein of 188 amino acids. Lineage: Eukaryota; Fungi; Ascomycota; Sordariomycetes; Sordariales; Sordariaceae. Gene Ontology annotation, cellular component: signal recognition particle, endoplasmic reticulum targeting. The transcript has 2 exons. Gene Ontology annotation, biological process: SRP-dependent cotranslational protein targeting to membrane.
AUGCCAUACUACGAAAAGUCAGAGGACUGGCUUCACCAGUCGGCUUUGCUGUUGCAGGCUAGGCCUCAGACUACCCGAGUAACAACCUCGUACUCCCUCCGCCCCGCCAUCCGCCCUUCCAAAGCCGAGAAGCUCGCGGCAAAGGAAGCUCGUCGCGCCAAAGAAAAAGAAACCAGCAGCAAAAAGACAACAGAAGGAGAACCCCCCAAGGAUGCGGCGGCGGCGGCAGCAAAACCACCCCGAGGCCAUCUGGUCCUCAAGACCUUUGACCCGCACUCGGGCGUAUGCCUGAAAUACAAGACGUCCAAAGCCGCCGAGGUGGGUCGGUUGAUUCAGAUGCUGGGACAAUUGGGGAGGAGGAUGGCUGCGCUGCCUGUUGACGAGGCCAAGGAGUCGGCAGACGUUGUGAUGGCUGAUGCGGCUGCUGCUGCGGCGGAGGAGGGUGCUGCGGCGGCGGCGGCGGCGGCGGUUAGUGGGACUGCUACGCCUGUUGCGGGUGCGAGUACGCCUGCGCCUGCGGCAGGAGGCGGUGGACAGGGAAAGAAGAAGAAGAAGGGGAAGAGGUGAAUUUUGAGAGGGCACUGAGUAAGUGGGAAGGGGAUGAACGCGCGGAUCGGCGGGUUGAGCGGGUAAAUGCCAUGAUAAUAAAGGGUGGGUAGAACCAAGUGAAUGAAGCAAGCGUUUAACAUUUAUAUGUGGUAACAUUUGUGUCAAGUGAAGUCUACCUUGGUUGCGCAUCGGCGAACGGGUCACGUCAGGCGUCAUGGUCACUUCAAGUUCACGCCGAUACGAAUUCGCUGAUGUCUAUAAAUUCAAUUGCCAUGUCG